Amoebophrya sp. A120 is the source of this 447-nucleotide messenger RNA. The record is from the annotation of a GenBank genome assembly. NCBI's taxonomy places the organism in Eukaryota, Dinophyceae, Syndiniales, Amoebophryaceae.
GCAGGUUCCGCAGCUUCAGGAUCUAUCGCAGCAGCUGCUACCCCUUCAGAUCCAAACGCGCCCUACAUGUACGCGACCUUUGCGGAAACGGUGUCGACGAAGAAUCUGCGGGAGUACGGUUUCAUAGGCUGGAUUCAGAGCAGCUUGGACAACGAGAUCAUGAAGUCGGAGAAACGAUCGAGGGAGAAGUUUGAGCAGCUGUUCGGGCUCAUCCUGGACUGGUCCGCGUUCCCAAAAGUGGUGGUGAAAACCGUCAUCCCCAAAGCUGCCGACGGCGAGACCCCUUCCAGAGCGACGAAAGCGGGCAUUGUUGUCGGCGACCAGAUCGUUUUGCUUGCGGGAACCAGGGUUACGUCCGUCGCCACCAUGCAGGGGACCAGUAUCGAGGGGGCGGUGCUGCUGGCGUCCGCGGGGAAAUUGAAGAAAAAAGAACCCUAUCAAAUGUAA